Anopheles cruzii is the source of this 4299-nucleotide messenger RNA. RefSeq lists its product as uncharacterized. The transcript is spliced from 5 exons. The record is from RefSeq and is a predicted model, not a curated record. The coding region runs from base 1 to 4299 and encodes 1432 amino acids. Lineage: Eukaryota; Metazoa; Arthropoda; Insecta; Diptera; Culicidae.
AUGGGCAACUCCGGCAGCAUGAACGGCCUAUCGGGGUACGACGAGGGAUACCACUACCACCACCAGCACCAGCACCACCAGUACCACCAGCAGCAGCACCAGCAACAGCGCUACCACGAUGGAGCAGGGACGUGCUCCUGGAUGGAUUCGUACAAGCGCGAUCCACCGCGCGGCCGAUCGGCCCGUGACGGCGGUUACCAGCCAGAUGAACUCCAGUCCGGCGAGGGCCACUGGAACACCCAGCUCAGCUCGCAGCACCAGCAACAGCAGCAGCAACAGCAACAACAGCAGUUCAAGGUCCUGCCAGACGUACCGGGCAAGGUGGCCCGGCUGCGCUCGACCAACAACGGCAACAUCCUGCACGCCGGUGGCACGAUCAGCAAGAGCAAACAGCAGCUGCAGCGCUCGAAGAGCAUCUCGUCGCCGACCUACCAACAGCACCAGCAGCGGGCCGACGAGCCGGGCGGGGCCCAGCUGGAUGUGUCCCUCAGCUCGCUGCCGCCAGUGCCAUCCCGGAUGCUGCUGCUGACGCGCUCCCGCACCCAGCUCAGCAUGCUGGACGAUGGCGAGCAAACGACGAUGCGCCACCUGGUGUCGCAGUCGCGCACCGCCGCCGCCGCCACCGCUACUGCCGCCGCCGCCAACAAACAGCAGGACUACAACCACUGGAAACGGUUCGGCUCCGAGCCGGAUCUGCGCGUGCCGAAGGGCCAGGGCAACCAGGGUGACCGGGGGUCAGCCGGUGGGGCGCCUGGUGCUGGUGAUACCCGCACCAACACGUCGGUGACCCAGUCGAAGAUUAUGAAGGGUAAAGGCAAGAAGAAGGCUCCGGUACCACCGGCACCGGUAGAAAAGCGCAAGUCGGGCAAGGAAGCGAUCGGUAGCCAGCGCAUCAUCGCGUACUCGCCGCUCCGCAAGACCAACUCCGACACCUCGUCGGCGCUACCACCGGCCAUCGUCGGCGAAGGUGGCGGUGCGGGGGCCACCAGCAGCAGCAGCAGGCUGCGUCUGUUCAAGACCCGGGCCGAGGCGAAGAAAACUCCCGCCGCGGCGAAGCUUCCGGAGGCAUCGGACGCCAAGUUUGCGACCAAAGCGGUGACUGGGGCGGCGGGAGGCCCAAAGGCGGCGGCGGCGGCGACGGUGGAAAGUGUGACGCUCGUGGAAGGACCGCCCCAUCCGCGGUCCUUCUUUCGGCGGGAGAAAACGUUCGACAUCGGCCUGCUGACGCUCGAGGCCCGCAAGCGGCAGAUUCAGCCGACCGGUGCCACCGCUGGGUGCGGUGCCACCGCAAGACCCACGUUGUCGCCACCCCUGACGCACCGUAAAUCGAUCGUGAAAACGCUGCUGGAGCAGGAUGGACACACGAGACACGCUGGCCACCGCUCUCCGGGAGUGGUGGAGUCCGGUAAGGGCAAGGUCGCAGGUGGCGGCGCAAGGUCGCACGGCACGAAAGGAGCAAAGCAGCAGGGGGAAAAAAGCCUAGCAGCAGCGGCCCAGUACUUAAAGGCGCCGAAGGCGACCAACACGCUGGUGAUCCCGGUCGAACCGCCGUUGGAGCGCGAGCGCGACGUGUCAACCUCGGUGACUCCGUCGCCACCACCACCACCAGCAGCACCACCGAAAGCUAGUAUGUACUUCGGAAUGGGAACGGUACCGAACGAAGCGGGACCGGAAGCGGGCCCCGGGUCGAAGCAGCAACCGAGACAGCGGCAAAAGAGUGACGCGCCCGUACUGUCCACGUCCAGUUACAGUUACGACGACGCUAGGACCCACGACGAGGGAGGGGAGAACGAGCCAGAGGGGGAAGAGGUGGAACCACGGGUGGUCGGGUCGAUGUACCAGCAGCACGAUCAGCACCACUCGAUCGAAUCGCUCGCCGACAGCGAUCCGGACGAUGAGAGCCGGCAGAAGAACCGGCACGACCCGACGGAAGCAGCGGAGCACGCCCGGCACGAGGAGGAGGAGGGUGCGGUGGUGGUGGCGUCCAUCGACGAGAUCGAUCGCACGCAGAUGGACAUCAUCGAUCGGUUUGCGGCGAGCCUUUUGCACGAGUCGAGGCGCUUCCACUCCACCGACUCGAUGGCCUCGUCCGAGGCCGACCUGCGUACGCUGAGCGUCCUAUCACCGCACGAUUGCGACCCGGAAGGGCAAGAGAUUGCGCUCUGCCUCCGCCCGACGCUACCCCGCAAACAGUUCGACAUUCCGCGCUUCAGUCCGGCCGCCGCCUGGCGGUUGCUGACGACCGACGACGAGUUUGGCCGCGACACGAACGGCGGCGGCGGUGCGGGGGGUGCCGGCGAGGGUGGCGUUGGUGAGGAUGCCGCUGAUUCGGACGAGGCUGGCCCGGUGGGAAAGGGGGCGGGAAGGGACCAUGGGCCGUUCCUGUGCGGGGGCGACCUGCACGCCCUGGACGCCGCCUCGGAGGACCGGAUCGAGCGGGUGUACCGGGAGCCGGUGCCGGGGCUGCAGGACAACAAGAGCGGUGACAGUGGCAUCUCGGGCGAUGCCGGGCUGCUCGACAUUGGGCGGGACGAGCCGAAGGGCACGCUGGGCGGUGUCAACGAGGAGCACCACCGCUGCCACGGUGGCUGGUUGUCGAACGGGCUCAGGCCAACCGCCUGGACACCACAGCAGGAUCUGGAGGACGACGAUGACACUACGACGGGCAGCAGCACCGGUGGAGACGGGUACCGCCAUCAGCAACACCAUCCGCACCACCACCCGCUGCCGCAGCACCAGCAGCAGCAGGAGCAGCAGGAGAACGACGCGCGGCACGGGCUCGGUGCGGAGAACGAGUUCGCCAGCAAGGGCCACCUGUUCAGUCUCUCGUUGCCACGGGAGAACCAUUUGUCCAUCUACACCGGCGGUUCCAUAGACGACAAGGUCGAGAAACACGUGUUCAACAGUCUGCAAAAGUUGCACAAGUCGGUGUCGGACGCGUUCAAGAGCGACGACGACGUCGGUGGCGCUAUCGAUAGCAACAACAACUGGUUUCUGGGCCGACUGACGACCAAACCGGGCUCGGUGCCGCCCGCCCAUGCCCACGAGAAACGGCAGCUGGCCCACCCGUCCGGACUGACCCCACUGGCCGGCGACUCCGGACUGCGGCUUCGGAGCUUCUCGCCGGAAAACCUAACCGCGACGGCAACCAUGCUCCACGGGCCCAUCUCGGACGUGUCGCGUGGCAAAAUUACGAGCUCCAUCAGCUACCUCGUGAGCGGCCGGCACAUGAUGUACCUGCCAAAGGAGCCGACGCGCCUGUUGAUCCAGCCUGGCGCCGACCGGUUAGCGAAACACAAUCACAACAACAACAGUCGCAUCGCAGCCGACACGCAGCGCGCAGGUGUCUGCCCGCCGAAUCUGCCCAGCUACCAUCACCAGCAGCAGCAGCAGGCCAAGUUGUCCUCGGCGAAGGUCAGUGGACAGCCCGUGGGCGACCGGCACGGAGGCCGAGGCUGCAAGGUUUCGCCCAGUGGCGGCCCGGGUGCACCGGGGGACGAGGAUAGCAGGAAGCAGCGCGAGGAUAAGGAAAACCUGCAGGACCCGGUACCGGUGGCGGCGGCGGCGGCGGCGACCAAGCUGCUGCUCGAGCCCAGCUUCCCGGUGAAGCUGUCGAACAGGCGCAACCAUCGGUUCACCUUCCAGAGCACGAUCCGGCAGAUAGAGAAGCGGCGUGUCGCGGAGAAGCUGUCGCGGGAGGCCGAAAUUAAGGAAGCGAUGCGACUGAGCGAGCUGGAAGCGAUGCAGCGCGUCGAGGAGGAGUUCCAGAAGAAGCGGGCCCGGGAGAAGGCCUCGAUACGCCACCAGCUGCGGCUGUUCUCGAUGGAGGAUCAACAGGACACGGACUACGGUGUAGACCAGCACCACCAGCCGGAGGAAGUCGGAAUGCUGGAAGUGACGCAGCAGCUCGAGAACAAACGUUUGGAGGCUGAUCUAGACAGCCUACCGCACCAGACCGGACUGUACCGGAAGCGAGAGUUUAGCCCCAUCGAACGGCAACUGCAAUGCUAUAAACGCCCCAACGGCGGUGGUGGCACCGAAGGCACCAUGUAUCCAUUCUUGCGCCAGCAGGACGACCAAGACGACCAGCACCAGGAUCAGCAGCUGGGCACGUUGCAGCGCCAGCAACACCAACAGCAGCAGGUACUCAACGGUGAUUAUCGGGAAAACGGUUUCGUUGGGGAAGACAAUGACAAUGGUGACAGCGGCAGUAGCUUAGGGUACGUUGACACCCGCACGCCGUACAUUUCGCGGAUUAUUCAGGCGAAAAGUAGCAAAUCGUUCGCCUUAAGGAAGUGA